Messenger RNA from Monodelphis domestica (gray short-tailed opossum), 977 nucleotides. RefSeq lists its product as uncharacterized. Lineage: Eukaryota; Metazoa; Chordata; Mammalia; Didelphimorphia; Didelphidae. The record is from RefSeq and is a predicted model, not a curated record.
GAGGUAGGAGUGUGUAUGUGGGUGGGGGAGGAAAUAGCAAAGAAGGUUCCAUAGCAGUUAGAAAGUUUCCCAGGCAUCUGAGAUGACGAAUGAAACUUCAGAGCUCAAAAAGCCCAUGAACCUUAUGAUAGAAAGACCAGUGAUGAAACAGUACCACCGGGUUCGGCCUGUAAUGAUGAUGAAAAAUUGGUCUGUAUACUCCGGUCGGACCUUCUUUUCUGCCCCUCAGUGGUUAAUCAUACCCAUCUGCACUACAUUCAGUACUUUUGGCUUCCUGGCAUUGCUUGUAUGUUGUUCUGCUGCUAACAGAUGGGCACUGUUGAUAUCGAUCGACCAUACAUGGGAGCAAUAUAUCGGCAUUUGGCAAGACUGCUUAACUGAAAACUGCUGGACAGAUAUUUUUAUUUGGCCUGCCCUCCAGACUGCUCAAGGUUUCAUGAUCACAGCUGUCCUUUGUAGUUUCCUGCUCACCGCAUGGUUGUAUGGUUUUUUCUGUACUUCUCCUUCACUGAAGAUACACUGCCAUCUUGUUUUCAUUGUCCUUUCGUUCUUGGCAGGCUCUUGUCUCUUCAUUGCCAUACUACUGAUUAUGUUCGUUUUGGAAAAAGUAAAUGCAUCGUAUAACACUUACUACAUAUUCCUGUGGCCUUUUUACAUGCUGUGGAUAGCUUUUGUUCUGUUCCUGAUUUCCUGUGUCUUGGGAUCCUUUUCUUAUAAGGAGUCAGGCCAGAGAAAAAGGAGAAUAACAAAUUUAAUAAGGUCAGAAUUAUCAGUGGGAAAUGAGUGCUUAAAAACAUUUCCUCUCCCCAAAACUCAAGAUGAAAUCUUAUACCCUCCUACGUUGCAAGAGAAGAGGUCUUCCUUGGUGAACUGGACAACAGAUAGUGACAUUUAUGGUGCAUUUGGGGAUCUGUAAAUAUGUGAAGAAGCCCAGUGGUGAACAUUCUAUACUAUUUAUAAAAAUGUACGCAACCAUG